AUGGGAUCCAAAGGAAUGCCUAAUCGCCACGAGCUUCGCGACUACAACUACGCUGUCGCCGGCCAUGCCGGCACGCUCUGUACCCCCAAUGGCGAGCUCUUUAUCAAGCCCUGUACCCAGUCCGAGAUUGAUUUCUACCAGUCUGCUACUCGAAGGCACCCCGAAUUCGCCGAGAUCAUGCCCUUGUUCAUGGGCUCCCUGAUGCUGAGCGACCCCGCUGACUCAACAAUUGACGAAGCUGUUGCCGGUGUUAUUUCCCAAACUGGAGAUGUCAAGACGUCCAAGGAGGAGAUUGUCGCCUCUGUCCGCCAGCAGGUCGCCGAGGCUGCUGCGCAACCGCCCAAGGACACUGUUACUUGGGUCCCUAGUAAGGACAACAAGAUCAAGACCGACAAGGCGGUUGUGCUAGACAAUGCGACGUAUGGGUUCAAGAGCCCCAACAUUCUCGACGUCAAGCUUGGUGUCAGGCUAUGGGCCGAUGACGCCCCUCUACAGAAGAAGCAGCGCUUCGACAAGAUCUCGGCCGAGACCACCCAUGGCAGCUUGGGAUUUCGUAUUGCAGGCAUGCGAGUCUAUCGCGGAUCAGAGGAUGCUACUGAGCUGGACGAGGAAGAUUACAAGAUCUACGACAAGGAUUAUGGCCGAAUGCUUGUCAACAAGGACAAUGUCGUGGACGAGUUCCGAAGGUUCAUCUUUAACAAGGCCGCCGGAAUCGACGAGGAUCUUGGAAAGGCUGUUUGCGCCGCCUUUGUAAGGGACCUGCAGAGGGUUGAGGAGGUUCUCUCAAGUCACGAGAGCCGCAUGUACUCAUCUUCGCUCCUGUUCAUCUUUGAGGGUGACGGCGAGGCCCUACGGAGUGCUAUUGAGGAGAACAAUGCACUCAUCGAUGCGGAGGCCGGCAUUGGCCAAGCGGCUCGAACUACCAAGAGGGUUGAUAGUGGCAUCGCUCUGGAUGACGAUGACGAGCUGGACGAGGACUCAGACCUCGAGGCUUCGUUGCCGCAAAUUUACGGCCUGAAGCUUAUUGACUUUGCUCACGCCGAAUGGGCGCCCGGCCAGGGACCUGACGAGAACUCACUGACUGGCGUAAGGAGUCUGCUCCGCAUCUUUGAGGAGAUGGGACAAUAA
Messenger RNA from Fusarium keratoplasticum, 1128 nucleotides. RefSeq names its product Kinase. Bases 1 to 1128 code for a protein of 375 amino acids. The transcript has 2 exons. Gene Ontology annotation, cellular component: nucleus; cytoplasm. Gene Ontology annotation, molecular function: inositol-1,4,5,6-tetrakisphosphate 3-kinase activity; inositol hexakisphosphate kinase activity. NCBI's taxonomy places the organism in Eukaryota, Fungi, Ascomycota, Sordariomycetes, Hypocreales, Nectriaceae. Gene Ontology annotation, biological process: phosphatidylinositol phosphate biosynthetic process; inositol phosphate biosynthetic process. The record is from RefSeq and is a predicted model, not a curated record.